AUGAUACGACUUAUUUUAUUGCUUCUCUACGCGCCAAAUUUAGUGAAAGCAAUUGAGCGGAAUUGUAGCAGCAACAUUUGUUUGAAUGGAGGGAUUUGUCUAGUGAACGAUGAACAGAAGAAUUUCCACUGCGCUUGUCCGAGUGGCUUUGCCGGCACGCUUUGUCAGGAGAUUUGCUCAUUGAAUUGCAACCAAGGCAAAUGUGUUCGCGAUUCGACCGGCAAAGAGCACUGUGAAUGUGAGAAUGGGUAUCACGGGAAACAUUGCGAUAUCGUCGGUGAGAGCUCGAAGUACUGUGAGAAUGAGAGCGACUGCAAGAGUGGAUUCAAGUGUAUGGACAAUGGAACCGGGGAGAUGAUCUGCACGAAAGACCCGUGCUCGCAAAUUCCUUGCGCCUUGAAUGCAAAGUGCAUCGUUGAACAAGACGAUUUCCGCUGUGAAUGUGGUGCUGGAUAUGCGGGACGACUCUGCGAUGCGGACAUCAACGAGUGCGAGUUGGCGCCGUGCAAGAAUGGAGGCACAUGUAUCAACACCGAUGGAAGUUAUGAAUGCAAAUGUCCAAGUGGAUUGCUCGGUCCAUUCUGUGAAGACGCUGCAAGUCAAUGUGCUCCAAAUCCUUGUCAAAAUCAUGGCCAAUGCAUCGAGCUGCUUGAUGGAUUCAAAUGUUUAUGUGCUGCUGGAUUCACUGGAACAACAUGCCAACAAGGCGCUGCUGAUUUCGAUCCAUGCUCUCAAUCUCCAUGUAAAAAUGAAGGGAAAUGCAUUGUUCAUGACGAGAAAGCGUUUUGUAUUUGUUUGCCGCAAUGGAGCGGAGCCACUUGUACAGAGAUCGCGAAUUGUUUAGUCGAUGAUCAUCCUUGUCAAAACAACGGGAAAUGCGUUCGAGGAUUGGCAGUGAAUACGUGUCAAUGCGAAGCGGGGCACUCAGGGAAAUGGUGUGAGACAUCGGCGCUAAGAAAGUGGCCUGAUCCCUGUGAUGGAGUUGAGUGUCGGAAUGGAGGUAAAUGCAUUGAAGGAACUGGGGAAUGUGAAUGCUCUGGAGGAUAUACUGGGGAGAACUGUGAGAUCUCAGAAGUCAAAGGCUCCACCAUCUUUCCCCCAUCGAGAACAACGAGUUCUUUUACAUUGGUGCAGUGUUCGGAUUGUGUUCAUUCUCAUUCGUGUCUCGAGUUGGAAACUGGUGCUUUAUGUGUUUGCAUGAAAGGAUACACUGGUCCGACGUGUUUCCUAACGAAUCAGGCUUGUAACGAGAUCGAGUGUGACUCUUCACAACAAUGUCAAAUCACUCAUUCACUCAACUGGACAGUUGAAGCUGCUUGUGGUUGCCCGAUUGGAAAAGGUGGGCCAAAAUGUCAACAAGAUGUCUCAGCCACAUUCACUCAAGAUUCCCUCUAUGUCUACCAGAGUCCCUUGGUGAUGAUUGGUUCUUCAUCCGGUCCAUUACCAUACAACUUGGCGUUGAUUAUUCGAACGACUGUCCCUGAUUCGCAUAUCGUUUCUGGCGAGAAUAUCUUCGGACAACGAUUAUUUUCCCUUUUCAUUCGAAACGGCCGAUUGGUGGCUAACGUCUCUGGCACUGGCUAUUUCAACCUUUUACCCAUUGGAAUCAACGAUGGAAGCUGGAUUCGUCUCGAGUUGAGAAAAACGAGAAACGAUUUUUUGAUACGAGUGAUCGAAGAGAAUGGAUUUGAGGUUUUGUAUAGAGAAGUGCCAAGAACGUCACAAUUUGAUGUGUUCACGACGAGGAUUGGGAGAAUAUCUGAAAAGGAAUAUUUCACGGGUUGUGUCACUGAUGUGUGGAUUGAUGGAGGACCGGUGAAUAUCGGGACGAGUAAUCGAGCUGUUGCCGUUAAGCAAGGUUGUACCCGAGAGCCACAAUGCACGGAGAAUGCUUGCGCUCAUGGCGGGAUGUGUAUCGAUAUGUGGUCGAGUUAUCAAUGUCGAUGCAAGUCACCAUAUUUACCACCAUCAUGCAUCCAUCAACUUGACGGGUACACAUUUGGCGCCGAAGGUACCCAGAGUCGAGCCGUUUUGACGGUAGACGCUGAGAAUGCGAAGAAUCUACAGGCGAAAACCGAGCUCCAGUUCUUGGUUCGUUCAAAUCAACUCUCCGGAGCUGUCCUCUUUGUCGGUGACAACAAUCAAGACGAUGUGGGGACUUUUAUUUCAGCUGGAUUAGAAGAUGGGCAUUUGAUAGUCCGAGCUCGUGCUGGCGGGAAGAACGUGAUGGAGUUGCAAGCGGAGAAGUUCAUCGCCGACAAUCAGCCGCAUGUAAUCCGAAUUGAGAGAGAUAAUCGACAUGUUUCGUUGUAUAUUGAUGGAGAGUUGCAAUCAGAAUCGGAAAUCCCGGUAAGAUUCGAUCAUCCGUUAUUCGUUGAAAAGGUGAUCAUUGGAUCGAUCAAGGACACAAAUCAAGAUGCUUUUUCUUCACCUGAAAGCUUUAAAGGUUUCUUGCAAGACAUUCAACUAAAUAGUCACUCGCUUGUGCUCAAAGGGACACCAGAGUUUGAAGUGAAAACGAUUGGGAGUGUUCAAUCGACGGAUAAUGUUUUACCGGGUCUUGUCUCGGAUGACGUUUGCAGGGUAAAGACGCCUUGUGCUCAUGGGAUUUGCACGAAUACAUUCAACGACUAUAAAUGCACAUGUGAAUCGGGAUGGAUGGCUAAGAACUGUGAUGGGAAAGAUUUCUGCGCUGAGAACCCGUGCCAGAUGAAAGCUCAAUGCAUCAACACGCAUGGAGGAUAUGUUUGUACCUCAUCAGUCACUUUAAUCAACUCAUCUUUCAUCCAAUACGAUCUUCAAGUACCAAAAGGAACUCCACAAGCAAUGUUUUCAAGUCUAAACUUUGACAUCAAAGCCGCAUCAGCUGAUGGAACGAUUUUGAAUCUGUCCUCUCCUGCUUAUGCUAUAUCGUUGUCAAAUGGAAAAUUACAAUUGACAGGAAAUGGGAAGACACAUUCAGUUAAACAAAUGAUAAAUGAUGCGAGAUGGCAUCAUGUGAAUAUACAGGGAAAUGUCAUUCAGAUCGAUGAGAAGAAAUAUGGCCUACCUGAUUUCGCUCGUUUCACUGGUGGAACAAAAGUGGGCACACUUCGUUUGGGACAACAAGAAGAUCAAGCAGGGUUCCGGGGUUCUUUGUCUAAUGUGACAAUUGGUGACUCACUUCCCUUGUCAUUCUAUCGACCGGAGAACUCGGGGAAACCAGCACAAAAUGAUAUGUAUUGGAUGAUCAAAAGUUGGAAUAAGGUUGAACGAUCUUUGAUGGAGUCUCAUUCGUGCGAUGUGAACCCGUGCAAGAAUGGUGGUCAAUGUAAAGAUCUGUUGGAUCGAUUUGUUUGUGAUUGUGCGCCAGGUUUCUCGGGUGUCCGUUGUGAGAUCAACGAGAACGAUUGCGAGGGAAGAGUUUGUGGGAAUGGUUAUUGUCUUGAUGAGAUCAACAACCAUCGUUGUAUUUGCGAUGGUGAUUGGAGCGGUGAUGGGUGCGAUGUGCCGAAAGAUUUUUGUAGAAAAAAUCCGUGUAAAAAUGAUGGUGUCUGUCAGAAUUUGAAUGGUUCUUAUAUUUGCGAUUGUCAAGGUGAUUGGAUGGGUCGUCAAUGUGACGUCAUCAAAAUCACUCAAUGCAAGGAGAAACCCUGCAAGAACAGCCGGAAAUGCAUUCAGAAAGGAAAUAAAUUCACAUGCUCUUGCUUGCCUGGAUAUAAAGGAACACUUUGCGAAGAAUAUAUUUCCCCAUGUUUCUCAAGACCUUGUAAACAUGGAAUCUGCAAGGAAAGCGGCGACUCGUAUGUCUGUGAAUGUGCUUUGGGGUAUUCUGGGAAAAACUGUGAGCGUUUGGUUCCGAGCUGUACAAUGAACAAUCCAUGCUCGAGGGGACGAUGUGAGAAUGUUUGGAAUGGAACACUUUGUCAUUGUGAUAAAGGAUGGCAAGGGUGUGAUUGUUCGGUUGACAUAAACGAGUGUCUAUCGAUUCCAUGCGAAAACGAUGGUGAAUGUUUGAAUUCGGAUGGAGGUUACACUUGCCAUUGUCGAAAGUAUUACCUUGGAGAUCGUUGUGAAGUAGCUGGAUCAUGUCUGACCGAUCCUUGCUUUCACGGGGAAUGCCUUCAAAUUCGACACGAUGAACACCAAUGUAAAUGCAUAAAAGGAUAUGAAGGGAUCAAUUGUGAGACUCGAAUCGAUUACUGCAAGAAGAGCGCAUGCAAGAAUGGAGCCACUUGCGAGAGUCUCCUUGGAGAAUAUAAAUGCCAUUGUAUUGCCGGAUUUUCCGGAAUCGAUUGUGAAACGGAUAUUGACGAGUGUGCGGCAAAACCGUGUCAAAAUCAUGGGAUUUGCAAGGAUCGAGUAGCUGAUUACGAAUGUCUUUGUGAUUCAACUGGAUUUAGUGGAAAGAACUGCACAAUUGACGUGGACGAGUGCUUAGUGAAGUCGAAUUGUAUUCGUGGACAAUGCACAAAUCUUCCGGGUGCAUAUCGAUGUCAAUGUGAAGCUGGUUAUGUUGGCACAAAAUGCUCAAUGAGAGAUCCAUGUCUUCCUGAUGAGAACAACAAAACGAUGCACGCUUGUGUGCACGGAGUUUGCUCGAAUCCUGGAGUCAAGUUGGAAUUGGGUCGAGAAGUGGCUACACAUGAGUGCACGUGUAGUCGAGGGUAUUCAGGACCGAUGUGCUCAAUAGAGAUGUCUGAACGAAAGCUAGCCGUUAGUUACAUCCUUGGCCCUCUUGUUGCCGUUCUUCUCGUUCUUUGCCUUCUCGGUUGUGCUCUCUUCGUUUUCGUUCUCAAGGGUAAACGAGCCACUCACGGGCACUACAGUCCAAGUAAUCAAGAGGUGACUGGAGCGAGAUUACAGAUGAAUUCGAUGAUCAAGCUACCUCCAGAAGAACGCCUUAUC
Messenger RNA from Mesorhabditis belari, 4887 nucleotides. Lineage: Eukaryota; Metazoa; Nematoda; Chromadorea; Rhabditida; Rhabditidae. The record is from the annotation of a GenBank genome assembly.